Molecule: messenger RNA, 1584 nt
Organism: Saccharomyces eubayanus
Lineage: Eukaryota; Fungi; Ascomycota; Saccharomycetes; Saccharomycetales; Saccharomycetaceae
Gene: GCD11
Product: translation initiation factor eIF2 subunit gamma
Exons: 1
Coding region: 1-1584 (527 amino acids)
Biological process (GO): formation of translation preinitiation complex; positive regulation of translational fidelity
Cellular component (GO): cytosol; eukaryotic translation initiation factor 2 complex
Molecular function (GO): translation initiation factor activity; GTPase activity; tRNA binding
Source: RefSeq, a predicted model, not a curated record
AUGAGCGACUUACAAGAUCAAGAACCGACCAUUAUUAUCAACGGUAAUUUGGACCCAGUCGGUGAACCAGAUUUCAUUGAAGAAACUGAAGUUGUAGCUCAAGAGGCAGAAGAAAAUGAAGAAGCCGACAAACCAAAGAAGAAAGUUGCAUUCACUGGCUUGGAAGAAGAUGGGGAAUCUGAAGAGGAAAGAAGAAAAAGAGAAUUCGAAGAAGGUGGUGGUUUACCCGAACAACCACUAAACCCUGAUUUUUCAGAAUUAAACCCACUAUCUGCAGAAAUUAUCAACAGACAAGCCACGAUAAAUAUCGGUACCAUUGGACAUGUUGCCCAUGGUAAGUCCACAGUCGUUAGAGCUAUUUCUGGUGUCCAAACAGUUCGUUUCAAGGAUGAAUUAGAACGUAACAUUACUAUUAAAUUAGGUUAUGCCAAUGCUAAAAUUUACAAAUGUCAAGAACCUACAUGUCCUGAACCCGAUUGUUAUAGAUCUUUCAAAUCCGAUAAAGAAAUCAAUCCUAAAUGUCAAAGACCAGGUUGUCCUGGGCGCUACAAGUUGAUCCGUCACGUUUCGUUUGUCGACUGUCCCGGUCACGAUAUCUUAAUGAGUACUAUGUUGUCAGGUGCCGCUGUUAUGGACGCAGCCUUACUUUUAAUCGCAGGUAAUGAAUCCUGUCCACAACCCCAAACCUCAGAACAUUUAGCUGCCAUUGAAAUUAUGAAAUUGAAGCAUGUUAUCAUCUUACAAAACAAGGUUGAUUUGAUGCGUGAAGAAAGUGCCUUGGAACAUCAAAAAUCUAUCUUGAAAUUUAUUAGAGGUACCAUUGCCGACGGCGCUCCAAUUGUACCAAUCUCCGCUCAAUUGAAGUAUAACAUCGAUGCUGUCAAUGAAUUUAUUGUUAAGACUAUUCCUGUACCACCAAGAGACUUCAUGGUUUCUCCAAGGUUAAUCGUCAUUCGUUCAUUUGAUGUCAAUAAGCCAGGUGCUGAGAUUGAAGAUUUGAAAGGUGGUGUUGCCGGUGGCUCUAUCCUAAACGGUGUCUUCAAACUAGGCGAUGAAAUCGAAAUUAGACCAGGUAUCGUUACUAAGGAUGACAAAGGUAAAAUCCAAUGUAAACCAAUUUUUUCCAACAUCGUUUCCUUAUUCGCUGAACAAAACGAUUUGAAAUUCGCUGUUCCUGGUGGUUUAAUUGGUGUGGGUACAAAAGUUGACCCUACUUUAUGUAGAGCCGAUCGUCUUGUUGGCCAAGUCGUUGGUGCUACUGGUCAUUUACCAAACAUUUACACCGAUAUUGAAAUCAACUAUUUCUUAUUACGUCGUCUACUAGGUGUUAAAACAGAUGGUCAAAAGCAAGCUAAAGUCAGAAAGUUGGAACCAAAUGAAGUUCUUAUGGUCAAUAUCGGUUCUACCGCUACAGGUGCUCGUGUUGUUGCCGUUAAAGCUGAUAUGGCAAGAUUACAAUUGACAUCACCUGCUUGUACUGAAGUUAACGAGAAGAUUGCUUUAUCGAGACGUAUUGAAAAGCAUUGGCGUUUGAUUGGUUGGGCUACUAUUAAGAAGGGUACUACUUUGGAACCAAUUGCUUAA